UGGCAGCAGCAGCCGAGUCCUCCCCUAAAGUGCAGCUUGUUUUUGUUUUUCUUUGCUCUUUUCACAGCACAACUUGUGGGUCAGAGGUCACCUGAGUCGUCGCGGUGGUGGAGUGGACAAACUUUUGUGGGACGUCUGGAGUGUGUGUGCGUGUGCGUCUUCCCCCCCCCUCUGAGGACAUGUGAGGAUGGCCGAGCGCCGGGCUUGCCCCCCUUGACAGGUGACCACUUCUGCAGGUGAGAAACUUCACUCCAUGGAUUUAUUCUUCUUGAAGCAACCACUUACAAGAUAAUGCUGAUGUCAGCACAUGCCUGCUGUCCAGUGGAGCGGUGAGCGAGAAGCUACUUUGCGGUGAAGAAUGGGCGACUGGAGCUUUCUGGGGCGUCUGCUGGAGAAUGCCCAGGAGCACUCCACAGUCAUCGGCAAGGUGUGGCUGACGGUCCUCUUCAUCUUCAGGAUCCUGGUGCUGGGCGCCGCCGCCGAGGACGUGUGGGGCGACGAGCAGUCCGACUUCACGUGCAACACGCAGCAGCCCGGCUGUGAGAACGUGUGCUACGACCAGGCCUUCCCCAUCUCCCACACCCGCUUCUGGGUGCUGCAGAUCAUCUUCGUGUCCACACCCACGCUCAUCUACCUGGGACACGUGCUGCACAUCGUGCGCAUGGAGGAGAAGCGCAAGGAGAAGGAGGAGAACGGGCGCAAAGUCAACCGCUUUCAGGAGAAGGCCCUGUUUUUUAAGGACAGCGAGGACAAUGGCGGGACUAAAAGGGAGAAGCCCCCAAUCAGGGACGAACACGGGAAAAUCCGCAUCCGGGGUGCCUUGCUGCGCACGUACGUGCUCAAUAUCAUCUUCAAGACCCUCUUCGAGGUGGGCUUCAUCCUGGGCCAGUACUUCCUGUACGGCUUCCGGCUGAAGCCGCUCUACAAGUGCGCCCGCUGGCCCUGCCCCAACACCGUGGACUGCUUCAUCUCGCGGCCCACCGAGAAGACCAUUUUUAUCAUUUUCAUGCUUGUGGUGGCGUGCGUGUCGCUUUUCCUCAACUUGUUGGAGAUCUACCACCUGGGCUGGAAGAAGCUCAGGCAGGGCGUGACUACCGGCUUCACGCCGGAGCAAGGGUCGGUGCGCCGGGACCACGCCCAGCCCGGGUGUUCUUCCCCGAGGACCGGGGGAUACCCUUCCAAGUACAUGGACGUGACGGCUGGAAGCGGGGCCUUCCUGCCUCGCGCGCCGCCCACGGGGGCGGAGUUUAAGGUGGGCAACCUCCAGCGGGAGGAGGCCCUCCGCCAGCACAACCCCGCCUCCCACUACUACAUCAGCAACAACAACAACCACCGGUUGGCCGCGCAGCAGAACUGGGCCAACUUGGCCACAGAGCAGCAGACUUUGGAGAUGAAGGCUACCUCCCCCACCCUCUCCUCGUCUUCCUCAUCUGCCGGCACCCAGCUGCCUACUGACGAGGCCCCGCCUCCUUCCUUGAUCAGCACCAGCCCGGCCCCUGGCAGCUGUGCCGAGGGGAAAAGCGAUCCGGAUGAUAACCAUUCCACCACCGCGGUGGUGAUGCACAAGCCUCCGCUAACGGUCACCACGGACCCCCGGCGGCUGAGUCGGGCCAGCAAGAGCAGCAGCGUCCGGGCCCGACCCGAUGACCUGGCGGUAUAAACGUCUGUCCCUUCUAAAGCACGCCGUGGUAGGCGGAGCCAAGGACAUAAUCUGGCGUCAACAUGAAGAUCGGCUUUUCUUCUGGACUAAUUAGCGACGCCUCCUAGAGAGCUCGUGUCGUGACAGGGGGGUUAGACACCCACAAUGCACCUGGCUACGCCCCCUGGGAGGGAGGGGGGGGGGUUAUAACACCCACAAUGCACCUGGCCACACCCCCUGACGUGACGCAAACGUCCACACGGCGGCUGUCGUGAUUGAAGACGUUAGCUGUGUCUCAAAUGAUGUACUUCUGUACUCACACUUAGCAUGUUGAGUGCACUUAGCAUGUUGGGUAUGCUUAUUACAUUGAGUGCACUCAGCAUGUUGAGUGUAUUUGUCAUGUUAAGUGCGCUUAUUAUAUUGAGGGCAUUUAGCUUGUUGAGUGUACUUAGCAUGUUGAAUGCGCUCAAGUGCACUCAACAUGCUACAGUAUACGUGCACUUUGCAUUUUAAGUGCGCAUAGCAUGUUGAGGGCAUUUAACAUGUUGCGUCACUUAGCAUGUUAAGUGCAUUUAGUAUGUUGAAAUGCACUUAAUAAGUGCACUUUGCAUUUUGAGUGCACAUAACAUGAUUAGUGCACUCAGUAUGUUGAGUGCAGUGGGCAUGUUGAGGGCAUUUUGCGUGCGCUUAGCAUGUUAAGUGCAUUUAGUAUGUUGAAAUGCACUUAAUAAGUGCACUUUGCAUUUUGAGUGCACAUGAUUAGUGCACUCAGUAUGUUGAGUGCAGUGGGCAUGUUGAGGGCAUUUUGCGUGCGCUUAGCAUGUUAAUUAUGCUGAGUAUGCUGAGUGCACUUAGUAUGUUGAGUGCACUUAUUAUAUUGAGGGCUUUUAGCUUGUCGAGUGCACUUAGUAUGUUUAAUGUGCUUAAUAAGUGCACUUUGCAUUUUGAGUGCACUCAGUAUGUUGAGUGUACUUUGCAUGUUGACUGUACUUGGCAUGUUGAGGGCAUUUUGCGUGCACUUAGCAUGUUAAUUACGCUGAGUAUGUUGAGUGCACUUAGUAUGUUGAGUAUGUUUAUUAUAUUGAGGGCAUUUAGCUUGUUGAGUGCACUUAGUGUGUUGAAUGUGCUUAAUAAGUGCACUUAGCAUUUUGACUGCACCUAUGAUGAGUGCACUCAGUAUGUUGAGUGCACUUAUUAUAUUGAGGGCAUUUAGCUUGUUGAGUGCACUUAUUAUGUUGAAUGUGAUUAAUAUGUGCACUUUGUAUUUUGAGUGCACUCAGUAUGUUGAGUGUACUUUGCAUGUUGACUGUACUUGGCAUGUUGAGGGCAUUUUGCGUGCACUUAGCAUGUUAAUUACGCUGAGUAGGUUGAGUGCACUUAGUAUGUUGAGUGUGUUUAUUAUAUUGAGGGCAUUUAGCUUGUUGAGUGCACUUAGUGUGUUGAAUGUGCUUAAUAAGUGCACUUAGCCUUUUUAGUGCACAUAUGAUGAGUGCACUCAGUAUGUUGAGUGCACUUAUUAUAUUGAGGGCAUUUAGCUUGUUGAGUGCACUUAUUAUGUUGAAUGUGCUUAAUAAGUGCACUUUGCAUUUUGAGUGCACUCAGUAUGUUGAGUGUACUUUGCAUGUUGACUGUACUUGGCAUGUUGAGGGCAUUUUGCGUGCACUUAGCAUGUUAAUUACGCAGAGUAUGUUGAGUGCACUUAGUAUGUUGAGUGUGUUUAUUAUAUUGAGGGCAUUUAGCUUGUUGAGUGCACUUAGUGUGUUGAAUGUGCUUAAUAAGUGCACUUAGCCUUUUGACUGCACAUAUGAUGAGUGCACUCAGUAUGUUGAGUGCACUUAUUAUAUUGAGGGCAUUUAGCUUGUUGAGUGCACUUAGUAUGUUGAAUGUGCUUAAUAAGUGCACUUUGCAUUUUGAGUGCACUCAGUAUGUUGAGUGUACUUUGCAUGUUGACUGUACUUGGCAUGUUGAGGGCAUUUUGCGUGCACUUAGUAUGUUAAUUACGCUGAGUAUGUUGAGUGCACUUAGUAUGUUGAGUGUGUUUAUUACA
This is a messenger RNA of Nerophis lumbriciformis (worm pipefish), 3686 nucleotides long. It is a transcript of the gene gja3, whose product is annotated as gap junction protein, alpha 3. Gene Ontology annotation, molecular function: gap junction channel activity. Lineage: Eukaryota; Metazoa; Chordata; Actinopteri; Syngnathiformes; Syngnathidae. Gene Ontology annotation, cellular component: connexin complex. The record is from RefSeq and is a predicted model, not a curated record. Gene Ontology annotation, biological process: cell-cell signaling.